GUGCUGCAGAGGAAAUUGGCUGCUACACGAACCUGAACAAGAACCUGGGAGCCGCACGUGCAGGCCUGUGGAAAUGAGUGACUUUUGGUUGUGUUUUGGCUGCUCGGAGGUGGAGAAGGCUCAACCGAAGAAGAGGAAGCGGAUCGACAGGAGUAUGAUCGGUGAGCCCAUGAACUUCGUACACUUGACGCAUGUUGGAUCAGGAGACAUGUCAAGCCAAGGCUUUUCAAUGCCGGGGUCAGUUCAAGAACGGAUGAAAUCCAAAAGUGGGUUGGUCACAAACUCGACUACAGACACGAGGCAAACUGUAGCAAAGAGCCAGUUAUCUUCGCAGUGAGCACCUCCGUUAGCAAGUGAUGGGACUGCCAGCGAAGCCAUUCUUGAACUCCCUUCGGUCUGCUCUUUACAAAAAGUUACUUUGAAUGGUUUGAACUAAUUUAUAUAUAGAUAUACACACAAUUGGGUUUCCUCUGAUUCAUCGUUUUAAGUCUUCUGUACUGCUCAAGAACUCUGUAGUGACGGUCCUGAUUAACAUAAGCUUUCUACAGAUUUUCCCAGUGAGGAAGGAACAUGUGGGCUCUUAAGCCUCCAAGGUCUAUACGGAAGUGUUUUUAAACCUGUUCUUUUAUAGUUCUGCUCAGGCUUUUAGGUCACAUCCCCUCGAUUUGCAGUGGAGCGCGAGUCUGCGCUUGUGGGAAAGGGUGGACCGUUUUUAUAUUUUGCCUUUUGUUGGGGGGAGAUGGGGAGAGUUUUUGGCUGCUUUUGAAGAACUCCACUCAGUUUUGGAGUAUAUCAACCAAAUGAGGAGGGUUGUGAGAUGGGGGUGGGCUCUUGAGGUUGGAGGCACUGCCCUUCGGUUUAUUGGGAUAACUGAAGACUCGACUAGUCGGCAUUUGGACUGUCUGCUUGCACAGCGGAUGGCCCUCUGCCCAUCCCAAGAGGGGCAAGCUCCAUGACACUAAAAUGGAGGGUCACGCAACCGUGAGGUGAGACACCUCCACAAGUAAGCUCACCUCAAGACUGUAGUGCUGCCCCAUAGUUCUUCACGGAAUGAAAUGAAUUCCUUUUGAUGUUUUUCCGGGAUUUUGUUAUCUAAGGGAACAUCUGGCGUUUGUUUCUCUCUCUCUGCUUUGGCUCAUUAACACUCAAUGCUCAAGAGCGAGAAACAUCAAGAGCGAGGAACAGCCUCCCUCAUAGCUCACUGCACUGCCACGAUCCCAGUCCAACUGUUAGGCUUGCCACGAUGGGGAGAACCUCAUGGCUGGUGCGCGUGCGCACGCGCGCGCACACACACACACACACACACAUACACACACACAUAUAUAUGGUUAGAGAGGGGCAGCUCUCCAUUGCUGUCUGCCGGCAGUGGGUGGGGAGAAACCAGAGACUGGCUUUAAAGUUCCUGUUCAUCUAAAAUUACCUUGAUAAAAGUGUUGACCUCUUGAGUUGAGAGUUGCGCAAGAGAACUUGGCCUCGCCAGCAAGAAGCUCUUAUAUGUGAGAUUAUUGUUGGACAAACACCUUUCUCCAGAUUGGAAAAGAGGCUUUCUGUGACACUGCCAGUUCUCCCCUCCCCACCAUCCUUUGUUACACGGCCGCAGCUGACGGUUUGGCUAGUUGGUAUGGCCCAAGACCACUGGAUCACCCAAACUCUGGCAAUGUCUAUAAGGAUGUUAAUUUCAUGCCCCCCCCCCCGCCAGCUCUCAACAACAUGGCUGCAUUACAAUGGGUAACUAAAUCCUAUCAUUUUCAGGAAAGGCACAAGGGGACCUUCCAAUCCAUUGGUGUAGUCAGCCUUUGACUGCUCUCAUUGAAGCCUUCCCACUGUUCCUCUGGAGAUGGUAAAUACUGUCUUAGCUAUGUGGGGGUGGGGGGAAGGGGGUGCUGCUGCUGCUGCUGUUUUUAAAAAGUAAUUUGCGCAAAUUUUUGUUAAUAAAUCUGGAAACUUUUUUGUGUUUCAGUCCUGAGGUUGUCAUUCUGUUGAGCCAAACAGUCAAGGUGGCUCCAGGAGUUGUGUCCAAAAGCCAAAAUGGUGGUGGAGGUGGGGACCAAAAUACAGGGGAAGGGGGAAUACUUGAUUGUUUUGAAUGUGUGCGGUACAAAAUUGGGCCCUUUGUGUCAGCAACAGCUCUGUGCCGACACUCCUGUUCCACACGGCCCGCCUCCUCCCAACCCUGUCCGCCGUGUGUGACUUGUGUCCGUGAGACUGAAUUGUACAGGCCAGCCGGAGAGUAAAGCUCCCCGUACUCUGCAACGAUAAGCUUCAGGCGAGUACCAGCCCCCCCACCCGGCCCAUUGUCUCCUGCACCGGUUUGACGCCUGCGCUGCGAGAUGCCAUCUUUUUUCAAGUAAAACCUGUGCAAGUUAUUGUCACUGGAUUGCCAUGACCCCACAUUUCAACUUUGCGCAGGUGAGAGCACUCCAUUGUGAAGCCCUGUUAGAAUGUGGCAUGUUUUCCUGCAAGGCAGCAUUUUAGAAUCUGCAAGUCUUGACAAACCAUGGGAGGACCAGCAGAGGGUGGUUCAGAACCGACUGUGGUGCAGUCUGAGGAGCCUUCGCUUCUGCUCCACUUGGUCUUGUGCCACUCUCAGCUCCAUCCUCCUCCCUUUACCGGAUGUUUAAGUGUCAAAAUAAAUAAACGUAAAGUGAGCGUCCUAUGGUCACUUUAUAAAUACAUGAGGAUUUUGGGUGGACUACAGCUUGUGGUCAGGUCAGCCAUCAUUGUUCCACCUUCAGCCCCUGGGUCUGUGCACUCUGAAUGCCUCUACACCUUAAACAAUGUCCUAACUCUCGAAGCUUUCACGUCUUAUUUCUUAGCAGGAUCAGGCUGGGCUUUAUUUUUUGUUUUUGCAUUAAGCCAGUUGUAGCUAGUUUGGAAAGAAAAAUCACACCUUGGAAUGAAGUUUAUUUGUGAGUGAAAAUAACUCUUGGUAUGUAUGUGAGUUCACUGCCCAAAACUACUGUCCGAUAUUGGAGCCAGUGAGGCCAGUGUUGUGCCCUGACCCACUGCCUCCGUUAACUUGGCACAGACUGGACCUGGAACGGAACUGCUCAGCUCAGGAGAUAAACCUGUCCCGCCAUUGGAGAGCAGCCCUAGUGGAACUACCUUAACCUCAGCACAGAGAGCAGAAGUUGGCCUUUACUUGAAGGUCAACUCUGGGACGUCGGAGCAUUGGAGCCUGAAUUUUCAAUGGUCCUGAAGGAUUGUGUGAAAUCGGAGAAUGAUUCGGUGCAGAAGGAGGCCAUUUGGCCUGUUGUGACCAUGCCGGCCCCUUGGUAGAGCUAACCCGGGAGCCUAAAAUGGCCACCCAUCAGACCUAUCAAGGGAUCGGUGACGAUCUAGGUCUUGGAGCCUCUGUGUCAUGGCCACUCACUCACCUAAAGUCCAUCCUAAACCCAACAUAAAAUUGGCUUAAGACCUAUUGUUGAACACACGUUGUUACAGAUCCUGCUGGUCUGUCAAUAUGUUGGCUGUUGUGGUUUCAUUUUAUCGCCAAGGAUAGUUUGAGGGCUUUAGACAGAAUGUCACUUAGAGCCUCUUGUGAUCCAAUUAUUCAAAUGUAUCAGUAGCCUUUUGCAUAAAUCAAUUUUAAAAAAAAUAGUGCCCUUUGAGGAAUAUUGUCAACUCCACUUUAUUUUAAACGUCCAUUUCCUGCCUAGGCCUCCUUUAGGAUAGUCCUGCCAAUCCACUCAAAUUCUGAUGAUCUACGAGCCUACCUCUGUGUGUUUGUGUGUGUGUGUGUGUCCUGUGUUCAACAUCUCCCCCAGCGCAAUUAAUAUUGAGAAGUCACCAUUUGCCUCAACAUGGCCGAACCCCUAAUGACAUUUCACAAGAUCACAAGUUAGAUACAGACUAGGGGAGGCCAUUCAACCCCAUCUUGGUCCGUCUAUCCAGACAGAGCCUAUAGUUCCACCAUCUCGGCAUCCAGCAGUUUCUUAAAUUAUUCCAGGCCUGCAUGCUGGAUUUAUCCCUUUUUUUUUUUGGCUGGCUGGGAUGGAAGUUUGAACCAAACUUGGAACAAGAUAGUGUUGAGCUACCAACCUCUGAAUUGCUUGUAUUAAUGGAAGGUGGGCACUUUUUUAAAAGCAUGUUAGAGAGCAAAUUGUGGGUCUCAAAUUGACUUAAAGGAACUUGACACCAAUCUGUUAGAAGCCUGGGAUUCUUUGGAUGGGCACCUUCCUUUGCUGAUGAUGGUGGUAGAGUUGCUGUAUGGUACCUGUGCAACUCAAGAUGCAAGCAAUCUUUGUCCCUAAUAGCCUUAUCAUUUGGGG
This is a messenger RNA of Carcharodon carcharias (great white shark), 4271 nucleotides long. Its product is annotated as CDC42 small effector protein 1-B-like. The record is from RefSeq and is a predicted model, not a curated record. Gene Ontology annotation, cellular component: plasma membrane. NCBI's taxonomy places the organism in Eukaryota, Metazoa, Chordata, Chondrichthyes, Lamniformes, Lamnidae. Gene Ontology annotation, molecular function: small GTPase binding. The coding region runs from base 74 to 337 and encodes 87 amino acids. The transcript is spliced from 4 exons. Gene Ontology annotation, biological process: regulation of Rho protein signal transduction.